This is a messenger RNA of Parathielavia appendiculata, 705 nucleotides long. RefSeq lists its product as uncharacterized. Bases 289 to 705 code for a protein of 138 amino acids. Lineage: Eukaryota; Fungi; Ascomycota; Sordariomycetes; Sordariales; Chaetomiaceae. The record is from RefSeq and is a predicted model, not a curated record. The transcript has a single exon.
CUCUAUGUAUCGCCAUCAGGAACCAAGAGGCUCGCAUCUAGAGUUCAAGGAGAUGCUCUUGCAAUUUGCAUAGCACCAUAUCUUCCCUUCACUUUCCUUCUCCUUCCUUUUCUCUGACCUUGUCCUCCUUCGCUUUUCCGGGCGCACUUUCCGCAGCUCCCGACCUUGCGCCACAUACAUUGCCCGCGCGGCACUCCAACUUAUGUCGCACCAUUAUCCGUGAAGGCCCACCAUCGGAACCUCGAAUACCCCAUCACUCGAACCACACCAUCCAACCAAUAGUUCAAAAUGGGUUACCUCCUCUACAGCCUAACCUUCCUCACCCUCAUCACGGGCACCCUCCUCUACCUGAACCGCGCCCGUUGGCUGCCCGCGUUCCAAGACUCGGUCGCCCACCUACAAGACACCGUUCGCUUCCCGGGAAGCGACUAUCUCUACUCACGGCUCGCGCCGGCGGGGUCCUUCGAGGACGACAUCGAGGCGGGCCUAUCGUCGUCGACCUUCGACCUGGCGGGUAACGUUGCGGACGGGGACAGCCGGGCGGGACUGGAUGACGGGGCCAAGAGGGAGAUAUUAAACAUCAUGAAGAAGAGGCGGCUCAAGUUUGAUGAAGCACGCAAGGUGUAUAUGGAGCAGAGGUUUAGGGAGAAUGGAAUUGGCGCGGAUGGGAGGCCGAGGGAUCCUAAGUUUGUUAGCUUCUCGUGA